CUCCAAAAUGAGUGCGAUGUCGCUGCCGCUGCGCCCCGACUACUUUACGUGCCCGCCGCUGAUGCGCUACGAGAAGGACCAGCUCAUUUCGCUCGGCCAAAAGAUCUGCAAGGACGUGGUGCUCAACGCCAUGUCGAUGCAGCUCGCGCCCGUCGACGCCGUGCUCACCAACGCCAAGACGCGGCGCCGUGCGCGGAUGCGCCGAGGCACCGACGUCUUCAACCGGCAGCUCGAUGGCAUGUGCGCGUACACGCAGAUCCCGUCGACGCUCGCGCAAGUCGCCGACUUUUUCUACCUCGACACCAACACCAAGCUCCGCGCCUAUGCGUCGGUCGUCGGCCAAACCAUCUUGGACCGACAGACACUCUAUACGCUCGUGGACCACCCGGGGUUGACGACGCAGCGCAACCAGCUCAUGGCGCUGAGCCCGCUCCACUACAUUGGCGUCGAGUGGAUGGUCAUGGAGUGUCCGUUUGGCGUCUCGAACCGCGACACGUGCUUCCUCGAGGCGCACGACGAAUUCGAGUUUUUCGACGAGCGCGCCAAGGUGCCUCGCCGAGGCUUUGUACGCGCCGUGCACUCGAUCGACAUGGCGUGCUGCCCGCCGCUGCGCGAGACACACGGCCUCGUGCGGUCGUCCUUGGUCCGCUCGGGACACGUUUUCAUCGAGACCGACGACCCGAAUGUGCUCGAUUAUGUCUGCGUGUACGUGACGAAUCCCAACGGCAAAGUGCCGCGGUCCGUCAACCUCAAGAUGCUCCACCACCAGUGCGCGCGGGUGCUCAAUUUGGAAGAGUUUUUUCACCUCGAACGGAUCACGUCGGCGCUGGACCACGGCGAGUUUGCGCCCGUGGGGUCGUUCCAAAGCAAGGCAAGCGUCAACUUUUGCGCGUGCUGCGACAAAAAGUUCGGCCUCUUUUACCGCAAGUCGCAUUGCCGCAAGUGUGGCCACGUCGUGUGUCACCAGUGCAGUCGCAAGUGGCCGAUCCAAUUUCGGAAAACAUCGACCGUGACGCUGCGGCUCUGCCACGUGUGCUUUGUCGGCAGCGCAGGCGCCAAGCCGCUCCCGACAUCGUCCGCGCUGACGGGCCUUGGCGACCAGCAAGGAACGGGCACGUGCGUCAUGAGUGAUGACGUGAGCAUUCUCAGCAGCUCGGUUUCGGCGCCAAGCGACGUGCCGUGUGGCGACACCAACAAUAAUGAAGUGGAGCAGACCGACUACUUUGAGGCGGACGACCACCCUGCGAUGGAAGGCAUGUUCUCGUUCCACUCGUCGUGCCGGUCGCUGCACUUUUCCAAAAGCUCGUUCAGCCCGUAUGGCGACGACAGCAACCUUGGUAUUUCCAUGUAG
Messenger RNA from Saprolegnia parasitica CBS 223.65, 1351 nucleotides. RefSeq lists its product as hypothetical. NCBI's taxonomy places the organism in Eukaryota, Oomycota, Saprolegniomycetes, Saprolegniales, Saprolegniaceae. Gene Ontology annotation, molecular function: metal ion binding. The coding region runs from base 8 to 1351 and encodes 447 amino acids. The transcript has 7 exons. The record is from RefSeq and is a predicted model, not a curated record.